AUGGGCAUCGGCGCCGUGGCAGAGCCGUUGGUGGUUAUCACCCUCCUCUUCGGUGGUACCUGGUUCAACCGCAACACCGGCAACAACAACGCAUACGAUAACCUGGGAUGGAGAGGAUCCGACCUUGAACAUGGCGAGCACAAGCGGUCCGACGAGCGCCGCUCCGGCAACUCAACGCCCGACUCCGAAGACUCACUGCUCUCCCUAGGUGCUUGGAGCUCCUCAUCGACACUCACUCCGCAGGAGGAACCGCUUCGUCGGAUGCGUCGAAUCAAGUUCUUUGGUUACCAACGCCUCGUCUCGUCGCCCAACACGAGAGUCUUCAAAGACCGCCUCCUCAGUCGUGUGCUCCGCAAGUUCCCCUUCUUGGUUGAGGCAUGGUACUGGGCUCUGAUCUACUGGGUUUACCAAGUCGGCCGAGCCUUCACUGCUCUAACCCUCAACGAGGGCACUGUCGAUGUUGCCCGCAAGCAUGCGCUGCAGCUCAUCCACCUUGAGCAGCGUCUGCACAUCUUCAUCGAGGUGCCUGUGCAGCAGUACUUCCUCCAGAUGCCCACCGUGAUGCACUGGAUUAACCGCAUCUACUCAUUCAUCCACAUUCCCGGCACGAUUCUGUUCCUCGUCAUUCUCUACUACAUUACCACCACCCGCCGCCGCCGUGCCGUCUCCGCCAAGCUGGGUGGCUCUGAAAACGUCCGAUGGAACUCGGCCGGUCCCGCACUCUACGAGGCUCGUCGCCGAACGAUGGCCACUUGCAACUUACUCGCCUUUGUCGUUUUCACUCUUUGGCCUUGCAUGCCCCCUCGCCUGCUGAGCGAUCCUAACUACAACGGACCCGAUGCCGGCGAGUCCAAGAGCUUUGGAUUUGUCGAUACAGUGCACAGCGCCGACGGCGAGAGCAGUGUUUGGACCACCAACAAGUUCUGCAACCAAUAUGCUGCCAUGCCCUCCCUGCAUUUCGGCUACUCUCUACUUAUCGGUCUGACCGUCGCCACCCUGCCUCUCCCCUCGAUCCGUUCGCGCCCCUGGAAGCGUUUUGCCAUCGUCGCCGUCGGCAUGUCUUACCCCGCCUUGAUCCUCACCGCCAUCGUAGCGACCGCGAACCACUUCGUCCUCGACGCGGUUGCCGGAGCCAUCGUCUGCGGUAUUGCGUGGAACUGCAACGGCGUUCUCCUGAACCUGCUGGUCAUCGAGGACUACUUCCUCCGCCUGUUGCGUAUCCACAAGCCCGUCAACUGGACCGACCCCGAGGUCUCCGCCGAGCAGGAGUGGAAGCCUAGCGCGACUGUCGAUGACAUCUGA
Molecule: messenger RNA, 1302 nt
Organism: Colletotrichum truncatum
Lineage: Eukaryota; Fungi; Ascomycota; Sordariomycetes; Glomerellales; Glomerellaceae
Biological process (GO): inositol phosphoceramide metabolic process; sphingolipid biosynthetic process
Cellular component (GO): inositol phosphoceramide synthase complex
Molecular function (GO): inositol phosphoceramide synthase activity
Source: RefSeq, a predicted model, not a curated record